This is a messenger RNA of Neospora caninum, 1635 nucleotides long. RefSeq lists its product as hypothetical. The transcript has 11 exons. The record is from RefSeq and is a predicted model, not a curated record. NCBI's taxonomy places the organism in Eukaryota, Apicomplexa, Conoidasida, Eucoccidiorida, Sarcocystidae. The coding region runs from base 1 to 1635 and encodes 544 amino acids.
AUGAAUGUCGAACAAAUCGCUCUCCUUCUCAGAGUGUACGCACUACGGAAGCUGCAGGACUUUAACCUCUUUUCUCAUCUCUCAGCUCGCCUCAUCGCUCUGGCGCAAGCAUCCUCUCCUGAUGCCGACGGCGACGUCCAUCACGCUGCCGCUCCGCUUUCUUCGUUUCGCGGCGUAGAUUUGACGAACAUUCUUGUCGCCUGCGGUCGGCUUCUCUUCUCAGACAGGCGGAUUGCGGAUGAAGAGUUUUUUCGACUCGUUGCGAGAGCGCUUCCUCCCUACGUCUACGACUUGACGCCGAUCGCCUUGGCGAAUGUUUGCACAUCGUUUGCGAGCGUGGGUCUGUAUGAGGAGAAAUUGUUCGACGCAGUAACAGCUGAAGCAGAGAGGCGAAUCACGGAAUUCGGAGGCUGCGAGCUCCUCAGUCUUCUUCUUGGGCUCAGCAAAAUGCAAGCGGCUCUGCCGCCGCACAAGAAGCGCCGCGACGGACGCUGCCUCAGCGCUAUUCUGAGGGCGUUGCGGGGCCGCAUGGGGCCUUUCGGCUUUGUCCAGAAUCUACAGGUUCUCGAAUCGCUUGUGCUCCUCGGCCACUACGACUCUCUCUUCAUUCACACGAAAGUUCUUCCUGCUCUCCUGGCUCGACGGCCGACUCCUCCAGGAGGCCCGAGCGCGUUGGCGACGCCUCACGGAUCGGCAGCCGACGCUGCGGCAGCCGCGACUGCCGACAGUGUGUUAGGGCUUUAUCUGCGGGUACUGUGCUGUCUGUACCGUCUGCCCAACCUCUCCCAGACCGGAAUUCAGCUUCUUCAGGAAGUGGCGGAGCAGCUGCCUCGGUGCUUUCAGAGGACUCAGAUUGCAGGCAUGGCUGCCGCGCUUCAUCUGCUCCAUAAACUCGACUGCCUCGACUAUGACUGUUUUUCGAAGGCGGAUGCCAUCCUCUUAGCCGACAGGGUUGCGACGCUUCGUCAGCUGCGCUUCGCCAACAUCCUGCAACUGCGGGAUGCUUUCCGGGCUCUAGGGGAUGAGGAACACUGGGGAGAAGUACUAAAGUUUCUGGACGGUGUCGUCCACGAAACGGAGACUCUCCUCACCGAAGCACGCGGUGUGGACGACGCGCAUGAGAGAGAUGACGUGGCCGCGGUUCGAGGUGCGAAUAAGGGGGGGGGAAGCACGGCUCUUCAGAGGGAUUCUCCUCGUGACCAAACUUAUUUUCAUCACGAGGAUCACGACGAGCGAGACAGCAGAACGGGCUGCCGACUAGGCGCUGGGGCACAAGAAUCAGAUCGAGCGAGGAAAGGAGAGGGUGGCUCUGAACAGGACUUGCACGGACGGGAAGUCGCUUCUGGCGGCAGCGACGGCACACACAACACACGACAGUUCAGGGGCUCGACGCGAGAGGCAACUCCAGACUUCGCGCAAGUUUCCGAUUCGGAAAGCGAAUCGCACAGUCAGCUGGAGUCGAGGGCAGCUGACGCUCGUCAAUCAGUGCCGCGGCGGGAGGCUGUAGUUCAUGCGCACCAGUAUAGUCCAGAUGGCGAAUACACUUCACGGCCAGUGACCCUGGACAAGCACAUCAGAACAAAGAGGGUUCGAGCAACUCGGCGUGUGCAUGCACCGGCAGAAGAGGUGGAGUAG